This is a messenger RNA of Coccidioides immitis RS, 165 nucleotides long. RefSeq lists its product as uncharacterized. The record is from RefSeq and is a predicted model, not a curated record. The coding region runs from base 1 to 165 and encodes 54 amino acids. The transcript is spliced from 2 exons. NCBI's taxonomy places the organism in Eukaryota, Fungi, Ascomycota, Eurotiomycetes, Onygenales, Onygenaceae.
AUGGCCCAUGGUCAUAAUUGUCUUGCUGCAGGUUCAAGUAAAGACAACAACAGCCCACCUGCCUCAGAGAAGAUGGAGAAAGAUGAUUUUGAGAUUAUAGUGUUCUCUGAUGAGAAUGAUGAGGAGAACAAUGAGAUGGAGAAUGAUUGGAUUAUUGAUAUCUAG